AUGCUCGCAGCAAGAGCAAGCGGUAGCACAAUGCUCCCACCAGUUACGAAGAGCUGCGGCAGCCCAAGUGGCUUGAGCUUUCUCUGCAGUCUGCGUGGAGGCUUCAGCCAUCCUCGCGGCGCUGGACCUGCAAGGCGUGCGGUCUCGAGAGGAUCUGCAUGCUGCUGGUCUUGCACCUCUGCCGGCGGUGGCUUUGCGCUUAUUGCCCUGGGCCGCAGUGCAGCGCGUGCCAGGUGUCCGGCUCGUGACCUCGCGACCAGGGCUGUUGUACUCAACGCAACGCUAGAUCGCGUACCCGUCCUCUACCUCUCGGAUCCCUGCUCGCGAACCCAGCUUGCCGAGCGGAGGGACGACUGGAUGUGUGGGGAUGAGUGUUUGGUGGAUGAAGAGCAAGAGGGGAAGCACGCCGACAUUGCCGAUGCACCUGCAGCUGCAAGAGAGGUUGCCGAUGCCAUGAGAAACGCUGCGCCUGAUCUUCGGGACAUCCCAAUCUGCCUUUCUAGUGAAAGCAGCGAUGGUGGUGAGAUCAUAGUAAUAGGCGAUCCUGGUCCCGAUCCAAAGAAGGCCUGCCUCAAGGCAUUAGGCAUCCGCAAGAUGUGUGAGGACGAGACCAUCGGUGAGAAAAAAAUGUUGGCAGAUCCAGAGAUGAUCGGCGUGUGGACGGCAGCAUUUGUGGAGACGUUAAACAUGACGGACAAACUCCGUUGCGGUUUCAAUGAUGACGAUCCUGAGGAGGAGGAGGCGGAGGAGGCAGGCAACCAGAAGCAGAUUCUAGCGCUUACAAAGAUCAUGAGUGACAAGCUCCAAAAGCAUUUCCUGUUCAAUUUCAGCGACGAAAUUGUCACGGCUCCUGUGAUCUAUGGCGGAUAUGCCAGUGAUGGCUCCAUAGUUGGCGUGCUUUCGUCCCGCGUGUGGACAUGA
Molecule: messenger RNA, 921 nt
Organism: Symbiodinium sp. CCMP2592
Lineage: Eukaryota; Dinophyceae; Suessiales; Symbiodiniaceae
Source: the annotation of a GenBank genome assembly